UGUCCAUCCCACAGCCGGCCCCUUCCCCGCUCGCCGCCGCCCGCCCGGGUCCCCUACGGCGCGGACUUUCCCAGCUCCCCUCGCCAGCAGCGGUCCGGGACAGGCCCGGGCCCCGGAGCCGCCGCCGCCUCAGCCUCCUCAGCUCCCGGCAGCCCGGCGCCUAGCGGAUCUGUGCGGUGCCCCCGCCCUGACCUGUCCGGCCGCCGGGUCCGCCCCGCCCGGAGGGUGGCCCGAGGCAGCCGAGAUGAAAGCUCUCCUUGGGAGCCGUGCUACCUGCUGAGAAACAUGAUCAGCAAGUCUCGCUGGAAGAUCUUGGCCGUGCUGGCUCUGUUCCUGGUCAUGGCCUGGUAUUCUAUCUCCCGAGAAGACAGUUUUUAUUUUCCUGUCCAAAUGGAAGGGCUGAAGUGCCCCCAGGGUGAGGUGGAAAAGAAAGCUGCUCAACUCAUUGGCAAUUACUCUCGAGACCAACCCACCUUUUUGCAGUUGAAGGAUUUUUUCUGGAUACAGACAACCUCCACCUACCAGCUACCUUAUGGUGUCAAGGGGAGCGGCCUUAUCCUAGUCCCUGGAGAUGGAAAGACACAAGCAAAACAGACCAUGCUCAUCGAGGAGUCUUCAUUACUGUUGUUACACCUAGAACAAGCAAGCUGCCCAGAAGAUGUGCUCCUGAGGGUUCUGGCCAUCACCAAUUAUGCCAUGCCAGAGAGCAUCCAGAAUCCAAUCUUAGGAAUUGGAUUCCAAUUGGAUGCCAGGCUGAAGUGCCUCCGGUGCGUGGUGGUGGGGAAUGGCCAUCGACUAAAGAACAGCUCUUUGGGGAACACCAUUGACAAAUAUGACGUGGUCAUCAGGCUGAACAAUGCUCCAGUGGUUGGCUACGAGAGUGAUGUGGGAUCCAAGACCACCAUGCGUCUAUUCUACCCAGAGUCUGCCCACUUUAGCCCCAAAGUGCAGAACAACCCUGACACCCUCUUGGUCCUGGUGCCCUUCAAGGCAAUUGACUUCCACUGGAUUGAGACCAUCUUGAGGGAUAAAAAUAGAGUGCUAAAGGGCUUCUGGAAACAGCCCCCCCUCAUCUGGGAUGUCAACCCCAAGCAGGUUCGGAUCCUCAACCCCUUCUUCAUGGAGGUGACUGCUGCUAAACUGCUGAGCCUGCCCAUCCGGCCAUCCCGGAAGAUCAAGCAGAAACCCACCACAGGCCUGCUGGCCAUCACCCUGGCAUUACACCUCUGUGACCUGGUACACAUUGCUGGCUUCGGCUACCCAGACUCCUCUAAUAAGAAGCAGACCAUUCACUACUAUGAGCAGAUUACUCUCAAGUCCAUGUCUGCAUCAGAACACAAUGUGUCUCAUGAGGCUCUGGCUAUCAAACGGAUGCUGGAAAUUGGAGCCGUCAAGAAUCUGACGUACUUCUGACUUUGGCAAGAACUGUACCAGUCCGUCUGUCCCCCUUGUUGCCAGAAGAACCAUUCUUGCAUGGCUCUGGGGAAUCCUGGUGCUUGCGAAAGGCACUUGGACCCAACCCUCUUCCGCUUCAGGGAGAGGGCUCUGGGACUGGCCAAGAGUGGGUUGGGGGCAGUGCCCCAGGCUACACCUGUAAAGUCCAGGGCCCAGCAGGUUAUGAGGCCAUGGAGUCUUAAUGUAAGAGUAUGGGAGCCAAGUCCAGGAGUUAGGGUUGGUGCUUUCAUGACCACUUUCCCCACUGGGGUCAAGAGACUGUUUAAUUUUCUAUUUAAUUGGGGGUAUAGGGGGAUGGCAGGAAAAGUUGGCCACAUUGGGGAGGAGUUAUGGGCUGGUCCCAUAGUAUUCCCAGGAAAGAGAACCAUGGCCCUCAUGGGCACAGUACAGUAUUUUUUAUACCCACACCAAUGUGAUGGAGCCUUUGAGGCCUGGACUCAGAGUUCAGACAACCCAAGAAGUAGGCAGAGAUUCUGGGAAUAUUGUUUGGGCCAGGGGCUGCUGCCUCCCAGCCGGCAUGGGAGGAGAAUGAGGGCAUGAAGGGGUUCUUCAGAGGGAAGGUCCCCAAUUUUGAAAUAGGUUUAUGAACCUGUCAUUAAAUAUUUU
This is a messenger RNA of Dromiciops gliroides (monito del monte), 2061 nucleotides long. It is a transcript of the gene ST3GAL4, whose product is annotated as ST3 beta-galactoside alpha-2,3-sialyltransferase 4. Gene Ontology annotation, biological process: glycolipid biosynthetic process. Gene Ontology annotation, molecular function: sialyltransferase activity. Bases 286 to 1413 code for a protein of 375 amino acids. The record is from RefSeq and is a predicted model, not a curated record. Lineage: Eukaryota; Metazoa; Chordata; Mammalia; Microbiotheria; Microbiotheriidae. The transcript is spliced from 12 exons.